Messenger RNA from Amblyraja radiata (thorny skate), 6086 nucleotides. It is a transcript of the gene ppp1r15b, whose product is annotated as protein phosphatase 1, regulatory subunit 15B. Gene Ontology annotation, cellular component: endoplasmic reticulum; protein phosphatase type 1 complex. Bases 278 to 1765 code for a protein of 495 amino acids. Lineage: Eukaryota; Metazoa; Chordata; Chondrichthyes; Rajiformes; Rajidae. The transcript is spliced from 3 exons. The record is from RefSeq and is a predicted model, not a curated record. Gene Ontology annotation, biological process: response to endoplasmic reticulum stress. Gene Ontology annotation, molecular function: protein phosphatase regulator activity.
GCGCCAGUCUCCAGUCGGCCCCGGGUGACGGAGGCGGACAGUAGAGCGGGUGGGAGCCGUGCUGAGGAGGAUGGCGAGCGGGAGCGGACUGGACCUCCACUAUCACCACCAUCACCAUCACCAUCACCACCACCAUCGUCCACAGCAUCGUCCCCACCUCUACUCGGCGCCACCUCGACCGCGCGGCGUCUAAUUUACCGUCGAGGUCCGAGUCUCCACAAAAUGGCGGCGGCGGGGCCGACGAACUCCGUUUAAACCGCCUCCUGCUUCUAUCAUAAUGGACGGCGAGUCUUCCCCCCCACAAGCCGGUUCUUUCUACUCCGGCUUGUGGAGCCGGCUGGCCGGCCUGGGGUCGCUGCUCUCCCGCCGGCUUGUGGAGGAGACGCCCGGUGGCAGCGUCGUCUCCUUCUCGCCUUGCCUGGACGUCGCCGACCGCUGGGGAGCCGAGGCCAAGGCCAAGGCCGGUGUGGGCGAGGAGCCGGGGUCGUUACCCCGUGGUCAAGCCGAGCCCCAGGCUCGCAGCAACAACAGCAGCAACAGCAGCAGCCUGUUGGGGGACGUGUGGAGUAAAGUGUGGCUGGGGGGCGGCUGGCUUUCCCACGCCCGCAGAGCCGCCUGUUACCCCCACCCCCGUGUCGCCCCACAACACAGGCAGACCUCCCUGUGGACAUCUGACCCUCCAGCAUCUUCUCUCCACCUGGAAAAUGCCAACAUCAGCAUGUGGACGCUCUCUCAUCUCUCCCUCUCCACCGUCCAGAGAAUGGAGAAGCCCUCAGAACUUUCCCAAUUCAUCGCCGUGGACGCGUACCAUGGUUAUUUUAGCCUGGAAGAGGAGCACACUUGCCCCAAGCAGCAGCAGCAACAACAACAACUGUUCAAUUCGGCCAGUGACCUCUCCCCUGGUUCUACAUCUACAAUGACUCGCUCCUCCGGGCCUGGUGACCUGAAGGAAAAAGAAGAAGAAUACAGUUCUGCAAAAAGUGUAGAGGCAGUUUUGUUGCAGCUUCUAAAUGUGGACUUGCCCACCUGCAAUCGUUUGGAAAUUGAAGAUAAAAUUCUGCCCUUCGGAGAUGAGGAGUGGACAAGUAGUGAUGAUGACACUGAGGAUGAUUCAGAUGAAGAGGAAACCAGCCCUUCCAUAUCCAGACCUCAGUGUGCCAAUAAAACUAUCGCCUAUAUUAUGGGAAGCCAGGAUAGUGAUGAAGAUGAUGACAGUGAGGAUGAGGAGAGUGACUUGGACGAUGAUGGAUUUGAUAGCGAUGGUAGUUCUGAACUCUCAGACAGCGACGAAAAUGAAAUUCUCUGGAACUCUUUAGCAAAUUUCUCUGAUCCGUACAACCUGUUGAACUUUCAAGCUUCUAUUAAAACUCGACACAAGUUAGAAACUAGAAUUGUAUUGGAGUCCAGUAAUCCCCAGCAACCUGUGUUGUGCUUCCCCAACUCUAAAGAUGCUGAGGAGAGAAUGGACAGUGGGUUUUCAGAUGAGCCACAGAACCAGCUGCCUCUGCAAACAAAAUGCAGGAAAAAGGUUGCCUUUGAUGAGCACGUCACAGAAUAUUACGUGAGCAGCGAGGAGGUCCGUAAAGGUCCUUGGGAAGAGUGUGCCCGAGAUCGCUGCCGCUUCCAGAAGCGAAUCAAGGAAACUGAAAAAUGUAUUGGCUGUUGUUUUACUCUUGAACACCGACGGACAGUGCUGAAGAGAAUGCAGCUCGUGACCCCUGAGCAGACCGGAUUGAGAAAACAGAACUCUCCUCUUUUGCUGUAGACUAACGACUAAAUAACCCUCAAGUUUGUUCCAACUGUGCAAUGUCAGCUUUGGAAAAUGGGAUUAGGAGGCAGUUAGGAGGUGGUUGAAGCAGAAUAUUUUGCACAGUUGUUACACGGCUGACUGGAAGUAAAAGGCAGCCCUUUAUGAAACGUGUCACAUUUGAGGUUACAGAGUCACUACAUCAGAGGAGUCAAAUAUUGCUUUGGCACUAUUGUGAGCUAUACCUGGGCUGAUGCUUUUAACUGUUUACUCUUUUUACAAUUGGUUUCCCCAAGAUAACUUUUGUAUAAACGUUAGUCAAACGUGAAGAGAUUAAUGAUUUGUGGAGGUUGAGUGCAUUUGUUCAAUGAGUUAUACAGUCAUUAAUUUAUUGCCCCUUUUAUUCCUGAAAUCUGGAUUAAAACCCAAUCUAGAUCCAUCCAUGCAAGUACCUUGUGUACUGGCUGACUAAAUCCUGUACGAUAUUCACUUGGAGAAAAUGCAAAGGUGAUGUGGCGACUGGAAGAUGUAUUUCUGUGUCAAUACGGUACCCAUUUGCAAUGAGACUGAGGCACUUUUCCAAAGCAGGCGUUUAGGGGACAAAUAACUUGUGAAUUUCUUAAAGCAUUUGAAGCUCAUAUAACAUCGACCACCUGAGUGAGUUUCCUUCAGAAAGUCACAUGUUUAAUGAAGAACAACGUCUUAAAGGAAUCCAAACUAAUUUUUUUUUAAAUUUCUCCUUUGGCCUAUCGCGUCCAUGCUAGUUAAAUGUAAAAUUCAGAGCUACUAUGGUGGGAUUUAAAUUAAUUUUGCUGCAUUGUUAUUUCAGGCCUGGGGUAAUUGGUCCAGUAAUUUAAAUACUUUGUCACACCAGAUUAUUUUUGUGAUUUAAGCCUUUAUUUGCUGGGGGGUGCUGUGAAGUGUGGAUCUUUGAAGGCUGCCCUUGACUACGGGUGCCAAGACAAAUGGGAAGUACUGAAAACCACGGCCUGUUUUAACAGCUCAGCAUUUAAAGAAGUGCUUUUAUUUUGGAGGUCAACUAUUGGAAAGUUUACAAGUUGUGGGAGCAGAGUUAGGCCAUUCGUCCCAUCAAGUCUACUCCACCAUUCAAUCAUGGCUGAUCUAUCUUCCCCUUUCAUGCCCAUUCUCUUGCCUUCUCCCCAUAACCCCUGACACCUGUAUUAAUCAAGAAAGGGUAAAACCUUUAAAAGAUUGGUUUAAAUUAUGGAUGCCGAGUAAAUGUCCUAUAUUAUUCCUUUAAGCAGCCUUUUUAAUGUUAACAUUCCCCCCCCCCCCCCCCCCACAUUCAGUUUCUUGUUGAAUUCCAUGAGUUCUGUGCUCAUAAAUUUUCCCUUGUUGAAACACUUAAUGCAGAAUGCAUUCUACCCAACAGCCAUUUGCUGCAUAACAGCACCGUGAUUGUUUCAUUUUCUGGUUAUAUUUGAAUCAUUUCAGUUCACAAGUGAAGGAAUAUAUUGCACUUAUGAGUGUUUUCCUUUCGCCUACCCAGCAAGUUACAGAUGCUCCCCGAUUUCCUAUGCCUCGACUGGCGAUAUAUCGACUAUAUGAUGGUGCAAACGUUGGGCGACGGCAGCGAGCCGCCAUUUACGGUGGCUUUAUCGGAACGUAGCCCCAUCGCAGGUCGAGGAGCAGCUGUAUCUUUCAGUGUGCUGGGUAUUGAUCUCUCUGUUUGAUCAUUUUAUGGGUUUUUGAAAUAUUGAAAUCAGGGGAAAGAGAACGUUUGAUUUAGCCGAGUUGCUGAAGCAAAUAUUUCAUAACUUAUUAGGACCAAUACACUUGUCAUUGCUGGGUAAUGUUGCUUAAAAGCUACCUAGUUAGAUGUUUUUUCCACGCGAAAGCUUUCCAUGUUUAGAAGCAUCUCAGUGCAAUGCAGUUGGUUCAUUUACCUAUUUGGCCGUUUUUUCGAAUUUCCAGGAGGAAUUUCUUGCCGUUUCCUAUAAGCAGAAUUACUCACUACAUCGAGACUAUUUGGCCCUUCUUCGUUUACUCAGCCAUUUGUAACAACCAUCUAAAUGAGCCCACUCCCCUACUUGUAAAGUCUUACAUUAUUUCCCCCUUUCGAGAGAUACCACCAGGUUUGUUUUCAGGCAUUUGAUUCCAUUUGGUAAAAGCUCUUGGAUAAAGGGAAAAUCAGUUGGUUCUUUUGGCAAUUUGAGAAAAACUAUUUGAUAUUUUUGCUGAUAGCUGAUUGCAUCGCAGCUUCGGCUAUAAAGGGAAUGGUGGUGUAAGAUGGGCAAUGCAAUCCGUAUAAGUACAGUUUUUGUUUAUCGCAGCUAUCUAUUCAACUGCUACUUUGACAUAAAGACACCAAAUCUCACAAAUGCCCCACCUGUAAGGCACCAUUUAUUGAAAGAUAUGGUUAACAUUCCCGGCUAAUGGAUUGGUGAAGGGGAAUUAAUCAGAAACUUUAGCAUUAUUUUUCCUGCACGGACGCUGCCUGAUUUACUGAGUACAUCGAGCAAUUUCCGAGCUUAUUUCAGAUUUCCAAAUUGCAAGUACUUUUGUCUUCUGAUCCAAGUUGAUUUUGAUUAGUGAUUUACAUCUCAAUGCAGGAUUCAUCCAUAAACGUGAAUUUAAUUUCUUGCAUUCCAAAGAGUGGGAAGAAUAACGUUUUUAUUGUUUCUGGCCUGAUUAGGAAAUGCUAUCAUAUUCACAUGGUUCUUUUUUAUGUGGCUGCUGGUUUGCUUAUUGCAACAUAUCACAUUCUGAUUUAAGGCAUAUUUUUAACUUGGGAGAUGGGCAAAACAUAUUAAAGUGGCAGAUUAAUUUGUCAGCAUGCACAUGAGGAAUUUGCCUUACGCAUUAAAAUAUUUCCAUCAUUCUAUUCUCAGGCAAGCUACCUACCCAACUGUAAUGCACUCUUGGUAUAUUAAAAGUACUACAUUAUAGGUCAUCGCUAUUUUGCACUUGGGGUAUGAAAUCAACAUUAUUUUAUGCUUAAUAGCUUUUGUGAAAAUUAAGUGCUAUUUUGUUCCAGCUAAUUGGCUUUUACAUGUGUAACAAAUGCCAUAUCUUUGAAAUGUGGCACAUCACAUUCAGAAUCGGGACUGUUUCAAUUAUUCUCUCAUAUUUGUGGACAGGGAUAUCGGGUCAUUUUUCCGCGUUUCAAUUUUAAAUGCUUGCUUAAGGCAGUUUAUUGCUAAACCUGAGUUACGUGCAAUUAAUGUUAUGUUCUCAAUAAAACUCUGCUUAGAUACUCGCUCAAUCAGUUAAAAAUGAGGAAUUCCAUUUUCAAUUUGAUUGGGAGCCUGUGAAAUAAUUCCGGGUUAGAAUUUGGAAGCUGUACAAGUAUUUUGUUAGCUUCAUUGAAGUCAAAUCAAUAUCAAACAUACUAGAAUUCCUGUUUUCAAAAUUAAACACCCACAAAUAAUAUUAGCUUGAAAAGUGAGAUAUGAAAUCCAAAUCUGUAAAUGUUAUCCUUUAGAAUUGUGGCAUUGUGCCUUCGAAACAGUUGACAAGUUCCACACAGCUUAAAACAACCACUUUUCAGCCAUGUUUUUCACAUUCUGAUGGCGAAUGGUGCUUUAAAUAUCACUUGGUUUUCACUUCCAGCAACCAAUGUACAAAUUGCGAGUCUAAAAUUCAUCUACAUUUACAGCUCACUAUAAAGAUGUGUUUCUCAGAAACUCAGCAACACUUGCACAAUGAACUUCAGCACUUAUGGUGCUCGUUUAAAAGAAAAUGGUGAUUGAGUGUUGUAUUUCAGUGAUGGAGAAACACUUGUACACAGUCCUCUACCCUGCAUCAGGGGAUUUCAUCUAACCAGUUAAAUCAAAAGCUCUCCCAGAAUGAGAAUCCUAAACUCAGGCUAAAGGAGAUGUAGGGAACUUGUGAUGCAUAGGUUGUUGCUAUUACACAUUACAUGUAAAUCACUGAUCAUUGAGAUAUUGAGUCUGUGAUAGAUUUAAGCCAGCACCAGUAGCAGAUCUGAGAGCGUCUUGGACGUUAGCAGGCAAAUUUACAGAUUUGAUGUGACAGAAAUCCAAUCUCAGUUUCUGUUUUUCAUUCAUUUUCUCCUUUUAUUGCGUGAAAAUGUUAGGUAUGUGAGUUUGUGAAGACUUUUGCACCAUUGCCCUCAGUACAUGGGUUUUAAUUUACCAAGCAACUAAUUAUUUUUGUAAAUUUUUUUUUUGCAGAUUUGUAAAAUGUGUAAAGAAAAUAGUCAAUUCUAUUUUGCAUUAGAUUUGUUAAUUAUUGAUAAACAGCGAUUUUAAAAAAUAAUAAUUUAUAAUUCCCCAUCAAACUGUUAAAAUGGGAAUCACUAAUGGUGCAUUUAAGCACGGAAAACAAAUUGCAAAUAAAAGAAGUCUGAAGCAUG